This is a messenger RNA of Chlamydomonas reinhardtii, 2840 nucleotides long. RefSeq lists its product as uncharacterized. Lineage: Eukaryota; Viridiplantae; Chlorophyta; Chlorophyceae; Chlamydomonadales; Chlamydomonadaceae. Gene Ontology annotation, cellular component: membrane; cell periphery; endoplasmic reticulum. Gene Ontology annotation, molecular function: glycerophospholipase activity. Bases 58 to 2106 code for a protein of 682 amino acids. The record is from RefSeq and is a predicted model, not a curated record. Gene Ontology annotation, biological process: sphingolipid catabolic process; ceramide biosynthetic process. The transcript has 3 exons.
ACUUACAACCUUAUAUCCUGUAAGCAACGCUUUGUAUACAAAGUACCAAGCAAAAGAAUGCCGUUCGAAAAUCUCUUCACGCGGUUGAGCCCCGAGCUGAUCUGUCACGUAGCCAACUGCAUGCACCCCAACUAUGCAGCAACUGCCUUCAAGCUCACCUGCAAAGAUGUCGCCCAGGCAGUGCGGGAGCAGUUCACGACCAUCCAGCUGCGUGGCGAGCCGCGCUCGCUGAGGUCGUUUCGUUCUCGUUCAAUCAUGAUAGCAAUAGCGGAGCAACCCUGGCCCGGAGCCGCCUUCGUGGCGCAUUGGGGCCGUCCCGAGCCCUGGUGCGCGCUGCCCCGCUGGCAGCGCCACCGGCUGCUGUGCCUGGCCGCGUCCAGCCACCACGCACCCAGCCUGGAUGCGGCCCUGGCGCACUGCGGGAUGGAUAUCCAGGCAGACGCUCUGGCAUCCGCCAUAAUUGCUGGUGACCUGGCGGCGUGCCGGCGGCUGCACGAGGCUGAGGGCUGCCGCUUUGACUGCGAGGUCGUCGCGGCAGCGGCUGGUGUUGCCGGCAGCCUGCCUGCGUGCGAAUGGCUUGCUGAGACAGCAACUUCCGCUCUUUCCAACCUCCUUCCAGAGCUGUGCUACGCCGGGCAUGUAGACGUGUUUGAGUGGGCGCUUCAACAGAUAGGCAUCCUAUACCAGGACGGCGACAUGGGUGAGGACGGCGUACUGCUGGGGGCCGCUGCGGCAGCCGGGCGAGUGGAGCUGCUGCAGAAUCUGGCCAACCGCUUUCGCCUUAAUUUAAAGCGUCAGCAUCACAGGCCCACUGUGCUGUCGCAUGUAGCGUCCGGCUGCCCGCUGGAGGUGCUACAGCAAUACUACGAGCCCUGGGGAAAUCGAUUGCUGUGGACAGCCUGGCAGAAGCGGCAGCUCCUGAUGGCGGCGGCGGCCAGCCCCACGCCCGACUGGGCCGCCAAAUGCGAGUGGCUGUGGGCUCAGUGGGGUGGGGCGGUCGAGGGCUUAGAUGUUGACAUCAGCCCUUUCUAUGAACCACGUAGGCAGUGGAUGGCUGAUGUCAUGAGUCGCCCCGACUUUCCUCAGCGGCUGCAGCUGCUGGCGUCUUACGGCCUGCGGAACAUGAUAGGUAGGAGUGCGCCUGAGGCGGCCGGCACCAUUGGCAGCACUGCCGCGGUGGAGUUCUGUCUUGACCAGCUGCCUGCUCUGCUGCGGCAGCAGGCGGUGCCGGCCGCUGGCGGUGGGCCGGCGGCGGCAGCAGGCGGACCGGUGCCGGUGGCAGAGCAGCAGCAGGUGGCAGAGGAUGCGGCGGCCCAGCAGCAGCAUGUGGCAUCAUUGAUGCUCAUCGCAGAAGCGGCAGCCAAGCACGGCCGCGUGCCCGUGCUGCGGCUGCUGCGAGAGCGUGGCUACAUCUUCCCGCCUGACAGCCUUGAGUGCGUGCUGACAAGCUUGGACAUGAGCUUUGACGGCCUCACAUCUCUGCGCUACCUGCUUCUGGAGGAGCCCGGUGCUGUGGAGCAGGGCGGUGCUGAUGAGGACUGGUCGUCCCUGUUUCGAAACGCAGCAAGGAGUGUUGCUGACCUGCCACUGCUGCAGCACCUGCACCAGCGGUACGCUUCAGACUGUGAAACGGCCACGGACCUGGCGGUGGUGGCGCAGGGAUGCAGUGUGGAGGCCCUGGAGUGGGUACUAGCAACGGAGGCAGCUGCUGGUCGGGCGCCAGAGCCGCUGUCCUGCGUUGAGUUCCUGGAGGUGCUGUAUAGUGGCAACUGGGCGGCGGCGGACUGGCUGGUGCGCCACGGCCUGGUGGCGGCGUCCAAACAGGAGGUCUUUGAGCAGCUGAUACUCGAGUGCUGUGAUAGCAACCUCAUACCUGAGCUGCGAUGGGUCAUGCGUAGUAUGGGUGGCGGGCAGGAGGUCCACGCACAGGACCACCACCAGAUGCCACCUGUGGAGUGGACGCCCGAUCUGCUUGCAGCCCUUCAUCAGGUGUCCAACCAGUACAGACUGGGUGUGUGGCAUGACACCCCAGCGCGCACAGAAUGGCUGCUGGCGCUGGUUGCCACAGCCGAGGAGGCGCUGGGCGGGGUCACUGAGAGCGGCUAGACGCGGUAUGGUGGCAGGUCAUGGCUGGAAUGCAGAAUUGUGGAAGGGUCUUCCAAGCAGGGUGCUACCGACACGUUGACACCUGCUGGUGGCAGGGCUGCUGCUGUGGGGCUUGUUGAGGCUGGCAGGGAUAGCACACGGGGUGGGGCUUGUCAUUGCAGCUCUGGCGUCCAACAGCCGGCGGGCCGGCCUUGUUGCAGUGUCCUGGAAUCCUCUCCAGGGCGGGGCGUGCGGUGCAGGCAGGAGGCCACUGGAUGGCUGAGCUGCAGUCGAUUGAGGUGCAGGGAGGCAGGCAGGCAGGCAGGCAGGCAUUGCGGAACGUGUUUCAUGUUUGGGGGGGGGGGGGUUUCUUGCUGGGGGAUUCAUCAGGGGGCUCGGGGGUUGCGUACUGUCGUGUCCGGCAACAACAAGACAUUCGCGGGAAAUGUGUUUCACGUUGCGGUUGUUGUAACUGUGUCCGGCAACGGAUAAGGUAGUGGGUAAGGGGUUUCGAGUUGCAUGCAGUGCUGGCACCUGGCAGUGAGCUGCAUUGCUGUCAACGACUUAGGUCAUGCAGCCUGUUAUAUAGAGGUUAUGCAGCCUGUUAUGAAGACGUGGGCUCCUUUGGUCAAGUAAGCUGGUGGAAGGUACGGACUUGCAGAAAUAGCCCAGGAAGAUCCCGGAUGUGCUUGCAUAUUGUUUACUGGGCCGUUUCAUACCCGCGCUCAUGCCUUCGUGCAAAUCACGAGAUUGAG